AUGCAUUUUAAAUCGUUGAAAUAUAAAUUCUAUUGCAAAGGAUACCAUUCCGCAGCACACAAGUCUGCUACAUCGUUCUUUGAUAGCUCAUACCAAUAUUUGAGACAGAAUCAAGGCCUUGUUAAUUUAGACUCGUCAAUACCGCCCCACAACAUACUUUCUGCUACCCCACAUCCAGUUGUAGGAGCCAACGUUAACUAUAACAAUGUCGAAAGAGCGUUACAGAAAAACGAUAGAGAAUUGCAACAAAUAGAACAAUAUGAUAUCGAGAAAGAUGAUGAGUUUUUCUCACAUCAUGAGCGUCGUUUGAGUAAUCAAAUGGGUACAGGUGUGAAUAUUAAUAAAGGCCAGAAACAAAGAUCUAAAUCGUUCACAUACGCAGCUAAUGAAAAAACGGAUCUAAUUAACGGAAAGCUCAGCACUAGAUACUAUUCAACAACAACGACAACAACUCAACCGCCACCAAAUCAGGGCCCAAAUGUAAGUCCAACACAGAUUCAGAGCGAAGCACUUGAUGUGGAUCCCUCGAAGCAUAAUCGCAAGGAAUUAGAAGAACAGGGAGGUCUUGAAGGGUUAUUGCAACGCUUGAAAGACACUAGACUAGAUGAUUCGAUUCCUGCAUGGGAACCAGAUUAUGAGGUAACCUUAAAUAAGGAUGCUUUCUUGGCUACCCAGUCAAAGCUAAUAGAUGAUUGCAUGAAGUCUCGUAACUACAACCAAGUAAACGCAAUUUACCAAUCCUUAAAAAGAAACGAAAUCGUUCCCCCACUACCGGUUUUCGAACAAGUCCUAACGUCUAUUUGUAAACGUGACAUGGAUCAAAACAACAUCGAUAAUAAAAUGUUCGAGUUACUCAAUUGCUAUCAAGAUAUCAUCCAAAACAAGUUAAAACCUUCAUUUGAGAUUUACCAUUUAGUGGUUGGAGCACUUCUAUCAGGGUCAAUAAAAGCUUUUAAACUUCAUAAUACGAAUGGGCUUGAUUUCUUCAAAAUAGCGAUAGACCUGUUUUUCGUUUCAAGCCUCAACCGUAACAAAUCGUUUGACUCUCAGUUUUUAAACGAUUUCCUACUAGCUGUCAAUUUGUAUCCAGGGCAUGUCAAAUUCAACUAUAUUAAGAACUUUAUCGAUUCGAAUGUUAAUUAUACUAAAGAUGAAGUUUACUAUAUCACCCUAUUUUCCUACGCAAAGAUGUUAAAUGAACAUGAAGCGGUCAAGGAUUUAUAUCAAGAUUUCAGGUCAGAGUUACUGAAGAACCCAAAAUUGGCAGAACAUCAAUACGAAGUUUAUGCUGUGAUCCUAGCGGCAUUUACCGAAACUGGCUCGUUAGGAAUUGCUACUAAACUUUUAGACAAGCUAUUAAUUGACCUUCAGAGCAAGAAUGGACACAACAAAAAUACAUACCUUGUCCUUUCCAACUUCCUAAUAUCUGUCGGAAAAAUAAAUUCUGAUAAAGCAUACUCUUUGUUGACUGAAUUCUCUAAAUUGAAGUGGGUUCCAGAAUUCUCUUAUGAGUUUUACUUAGUUAUGAUUGCAAACUCCCUAAACACUAACUGGCCUUUGGUGAAAAAAAUAUACAACUACAUCUUUGCAAUGGAAACCUCAUUCUCCUCCGAAAAGGACCCAAAUAUGAUAAAGAAUUUCCUGCUUUACCCUAGUGGCUUGGAAUCUAUGCCUAGCACAAUUUUGACUUAUGCAUUUAGGCAAAAAGACGAUGAAUUCAUUAUGAAAAUUCUUGAAGAGUCAGUAAUCAAAGAGUAUACCUUCCAGAAAGGUCUAUACCCUUACAUCUUUAAUUACUUCAAAGGAAUUAAAUGCCCAGAACCAUACCUAUUUCGUUUCAUUAGAUCCCACGGUGUAAAACUUCAUUCUAUCAAUAAGAAUUCCACUUUUGACUUUUUGAAUGCGAUUGUUGAGGAGUAUCAGUCACAACCAGUCUUGAAAAAGGUCACGGAGAUGCCAUUUUUCAAGUCUGCUUGCGAAUCUUUCAACUUGGAAAAUGCAGCUACGAUAAAUUUUGCAGGUCUUAUCGUGUGUUUCCAAACACUCUGGAAAACCCCACAACUAAUUCAGGAAUAUGCCUCCAAUCUCGAUCUACACGGAUUAAUUGUUUCGAGAUUGUAUGAUUUGGAUACCUACUAUCUCAAUAUUCAAAAUGAAAUGCUAUUGGAAUUCAAGAAGCAAAUGGCAGAAAAAUUCCAAAAACUUUGCAUCAAUUAUAAACGUAUGCAUUUGGAUGCUACCAAAGUAUCACCGAUUACAGUACAGGCAAUGAAAAUGGUUGAUAUGUCAGCUGAUACAUUGGAUUAUUUCCAACAUCCUGGAGACUGGGAUAAAUCUUAUCCAUUAAGUCUUGGUCCGCUUUUAAGGAAUUCGAGAACAGGGAUACAACAAUUUGAAAGGUUAUCAGACGAUGGCUAUCUAUUUGAUUAUGACACUUACUCACAGUUGAUAUUCUUAAAGUACAUUACCACUGAUAUUAUUACAAAUGCUAUCAGCCUCUGCCCUGAUAAGGCAACUUUGAAGUAUAUCUGUAAUACAAUGGUUGUAAAGUGUCCUAGAAACUCAUUGGAAGACUGCAUUGUGAAUCAUCCACUAUUUAGUGAAACUAUUGUCAAACAAUUGACCGAUAAAUCAUUGUCACGUCUAUCACUAUAUUCCACUGAUAUCAAAUCUCUUAUCAAGUCAAUUGACUUCCCUAAUAGGUUUAAGAGUAUAGCUUCACAAGCGGAGUAUAGCAAUACCAUCAGCUCGAUUUUCAAGACUCUUUUCAGGAAUAAAGAUUAUGAUGCAGUUCUAGACUUCAAUAAAACUGUCCCAUGUUUGGAUGUUUGCCUUGUCUUGAAAUCUCUCAUUCGCUUAGGAAAUUACAGUACAUAUUUGAGCGAGUUAAAGAAGUUUAAGAAUACACUUCCUCCAGGUAUGUUUCCUGUAAUUCAUUCCGAGUACUUAAUAAAUCGUGGAAACUUUGCCGAUGCAAUGUCGUUGUUGAAAUCGUCACCUGACAUUGUAAGCCAUCAAACCUACGAUAAGUAUUCAUUUGCUAUGUUCUUGCUCUCUUUCAAUGGUAAUCCACCUAGGAUUGACUUUGACAUUGAAAAUACACUGCAACUUGCAAAUGUGCUUACAUCUUUUAACUCAUUUUCCAACAUUAUAGAUUGUUACAAACGCGUUACCAAAUCAGGCUACUUUUCUCGGAAUUCUCAAAAUAACCAUAGCGUUCGGAAGGAAAUUUUACAACAAAUGUUAAACAAUAUUGAAGAUUCAAUGUCAUUUGUCGAUUUAGAAGACGCUUCUAUUCUCAGAAUUUAUGAAACAAAACUCCAAAAUUAUGUCAGAUUUAGGGUAAGUUUGCGCAUGAAUCUUUUUAAUAGCGAUGAAAUGCUACAGAUGAUUAAUAUUUGGAAAAAAAUCAAUCCUAUCUUAAUUGAUGAUCUUUUCAACGAUAUUGUCUCAUCGUUCUAUUUGAAUCAUGAGAUAAAGACCAUCACUUUCAUGAAGUCUGGCGUUUUAGAGUUGAAUAAGGAAACUUUACUUCAGCUAUUAGAUAGCAUUUCGAAUGUCUAUCAACAGGAGAACUUGGUGGAGCAUCAAACAAAAGUUCAACAGUUCAGGGAUAUUGUUCUUUCAUCCUUACCUUAA
Molecule: messenger RNA, 3639 nt
Organism: Kluyveromyces marxianus DMKU3-1042
Lineage: Eukaryota; Fungi; Ascomycota; Saccharomycetes; Saccharomycetales; Saccharomycetaceae
Gene: RPM2
Product: ribonuclease P
Exons: 1
Coding region: 1-3639 (1212 amino acids)
Source: RefSeq, a predicted model, not a curated record